Anneissia japonica is the source of this 6479-nucleotide messenger RNA. RefSeq names its product peroxidasin homolog. The coding region runs from base 220 to 3924 and encodes 1234 amino acids. Gene Ontology annotation, molecular function: heme binding; peroxidase activity. Gene Ontology annotation, biological process: response to oxidative stress. NCBI's taxonomy places the organism in Eukaryota, Metazoa, Echinodermata, Crinoidea, Comatulida, Comatulidae. The transcript is spliced from 14 exons. The record is from RefSeq and is a predicted model, not a curated record.
AAUAGGAUAGAUGCAAUUCCAGCAGGAUCCUUUAGCAAUCUACGAGAUCUGAACACACUUUUAUUAAGUAAUAACGAUAUUCGUAAAAUAAAAAAUGGCGCAUUUGAUGGGCUGCACCAGUUACGAUACCUUUAUUUAUAUAAAAAUCGCAUCUCAGAGGUGGAAAGUAAAGCGUUUUCUGGUCUGCAGAACCUGGAGCAGCUUUACCUUUAUUCCAACAUGUUAACUUCAAUGCACAAAGAUACAUUCAAUGACUUGCCUGCUCUUGAGAGGCUACGGCUGGAUUCCAACAGACUUGUCUGUGAUUGUAAGUUGAUGUGGUUGGUACAAAUGUUGCAAGAAGCAGGUCGCUACGGCCAUACACAGUCGGCGGCAGUAUGCGAGCACCCCAAGGAUUUGCGUGGCAAAAAUCUCAUCUCAUUGACUCCAUCACAAAUGAAUUGCCAGAAACCGCAUUUUGUCCUAGAACCCACUGAUGUUGACGUAACUCAGGGCAACAGUGUUUACUUCACUUGUCGUGCAGCCGGAGAUCCAGAACCGAAGAUCACUUGGCUCCGUAACAAUGUGGAAAUAGACACGUCAGUUGACCAACAGCCGGAUCCAAAGUACUCAAUUCUUACUGAUGGAACCUUAAUGAUCCUUGAUGCUUCCGGUGAUGAUGAAGGCGAUUAUGAAUGCAUGGCACGCAAUGCAGUCGGAGAAGCAGUCACAAGAACGGCUAGUCUGCGUUACUUUGGAGAGCCAAAAGCCCCACAGUUUGUUCAAAAACCAGAUAAUAUUAACGUACUAGCCGGACACAAUGUUGAGAUCCAGUGCUCAGCUAAUGGGUACCCGCGGCCUGACAUUAAAUGGACUAAGAAUGACCAGGAUGUGUUGGAUGACAAUCGAUUCACGCUUCUCUCAUCUGGCUCACUGCACAUCACUUCUGUUCACUUUGAGGACCGUGGCGUCUACCAGUGCUCCGCUACUAACCAAGAGGGGGUCAUUUCCACCAAUGUUGUUCUCACUGUUUAUGUACCCCCCUCUUUCAUUCAACGACCUGAAUUCCAAGCAACAAUUGAGGGAAGCACAGUAGAAUUUCAUUGCACCGCUGAGGGCAACCCAUCACCUGUUAUUGCAUGGAGAAAACGAGGUUUACAAUUACCAGAUGAUCGUCGACAUGUGGUCCUAUCAUCGGGGACUCUGAGGAUUGUACGGGCAACCAGGGCAGAUGAGGGCAACUAUGAAUGUCAAGCAUUCAAUGAUGCUGGGGCAAACCAAGCUACAGCUCAACUUGAAGUCCGACCAAGAAUCCCACCUACUUUCACUGUCACGCCCUCCGACCUCACCAUCAUAACCGGGGCAACAGUUGAGAUACUUUGCAGUGCCCAAGGGGAGCCAAACCCAGUAAUCACAUGGAGUAAAGAUGGUGUGCAGAUCACCCCCUCUGCCAAGUUUGUCAUUAUAAAUAACAGAAGGCUGCUAAUUAGGGAUGUUGGUCUAGUUGACGAAGGUCGAUAUGAUUGUGCAGCUAGGAAUAGUAUUGGGUAUGCAUCCACAUCCAUGGAACUCAAAGUUGUUGCUAGUAACAGUAUAAGUGAGGGUGAUCAGUUUGUUAAUUCAUCAAUUCAGAUUGCUGUUGAUAACGUUGACAAGCGCAUUAACGAAACCAGAAAGCUUCUGUUUGACACAUCUAAGCCACGGUCUCCAAGUGAUCUUUUGACCUUGUUUCGAUUUCCAUCUGAUGAAGCACUGAACAUUGCGAGGGCAGCCGAGAUCUAUGAGCAGACACUGCUUCUGAUCCAUGAGACAGUUGAGCAAGGCAUGCUGGUAAACAUGACAGGCGUCGAUUACAAUUACAAUGAAUUGCUGUCUCCCUCAUUCUUGAACAUAAUUGCCAACAAAUCAGGAUGUGUAAUGCACAGGAAUAACAUCAAUUGUUCUGACAUGUGUUUCCAUAAAAAAUAUCGCAACUACGAUGGUACCUGUAACAACUUGCGCAAUACCGAAUGGGGUGCAUCGUUAACGCCUUUCAAUCGUGUUUUAAAACCGAUUUAUGAGAAUGGAUUCAAUACCCCGGUAGGCUGGAAUAUUUCUCAUUUAUACAACGGUUUUUCAAAGCCAAGCGCUCGUAAAGUGUCACUUGAAGUUAUAAGCACACAUAGUGUGACCCCGAACGAUAAGUAUUCACAUAUGUUAAUGCAGUGGGGUCAGUUCUUAGACCAUGAUUUGGACUUUACAGUAACAAGUUUAAGCAAAGCACGAUUUACUGACGGAGUAGAAUGCAAAGAUACAUGCGAUAAUGCCCCUCCAUGUUUUCCUAUCCGUAUUCCAGAGGGUGAUCCACGUAUUCGACGUUCACAGUGUAUGGAGUUUACACGUUCCAGUGCAAUAUGUGGAAGUGGAAUGACUUCUGUGUUUUUCGAAUCUCCCAUGCCACGAGAGCAGAUUAACCAGAUUACUUCCUACAUAGAUGCAUCAAACGUUUACGGUAGUAUUCAGGUGGAAUCAACAAAGUUGCGAGAUUUUACCAACGAUAGAGGACUGUUAAAGGAAGGUCGCUUGGUUGAGUCGUCUGGAAAGCGCUUAUUACCCUUCAAUCAGAAUUCUCCUAUUGAUUGCGAACGAGAUCUUGCAGAGAGUAACAUCCCAUGCUUCUUAGCCGGGGAUUUCAGGGCCAACGAGCAGCUUGGUUUACUUUCAAUGCAUACAAUAUUUAUGCGAGAACAUAAUAGAAUUGCUCAUGAACUCAUCCAGAUCAACCCACAUUGGUCGGGUGAGAAAAUCUACCAGGAAACACGCAAAAUCGUUGGUGCACAAAUGCAGCAUAUUUCGUAUAGUCAUUGGUUACCAAAGGUAUUGGGGCCGAAAGGUAUGGAGCUGCUUGGGGAAUAUAGAGGAUACAAUCCAAAUACAGAUGCUUCUAUUAUCAAUGCAUUUGCCACUGCAGCUUUUAGAUUUGGACAUAGCUUGAUCAAUCCAUUUAUACAAAGACUCAACUCAUCUUUCCUAGAAAGUGAACAUGGACAUAUACCUUUGCACAAGGCAUUUUUCUCUCCAUUUAGAAUUGUUGAAGAGGGUGGAAUUGACCCAGUCCUCCGGGGUUUAUUUGGCACCCCAGCAAAAGACGUAAACCCAAGCGAACUUGUAAAUCGUGAGUUGACAGAGCGUCUCUUCCAGAUGGCGCACUCGAUAGCUCUUGAUCUAGCGGCUCUUAAUAUACAGCGCGGUCGUGAUCAUGCCAUUCCAAGUUACAACGACUGGCGUGUAAAAUGCAACAUGUCUGCUGCAAACACUUUUGAUGAUGUCAAAGAUGAAAUUUCUGAUCACAGAUUACGUAGAAAAUUGGAAGAUUUGUACAAACAUCCUGGCAACAUUGAUUUAUGGGUGGCUGGAUUAGCAGAAGAUCCUCUAGAAGGUGGGCUACUAGGACCUACGUUUGCUUGCAUUAUAGCAGAGCAGUUCCGAAGGACACGAGAAGGUGAUAGACUGUGGUAUGAAAACCCAUCUGUGUUUGAACCGGCACAACUACUUGAAAUUAGGCAGAUAACCUUAAGUUCCAUAAUUUGCAACAACGCAGAUGAUAUAAAAGAGAUUCAAAAAGAUAGUUUCUUGAGGGCAGAUUAUCCCCAUGGUUACCUGAAAUGCGAUACCAUGCCACAAAUUGACUUAAGAAUGUGGACGGAUUGUGAAUCUGAUGGUUCAGGAACAGUAUCAAAUGUGUUUAGGCAGAAACGAUCUAUUUCCUUUUCCGGAGAAGAAAAUGCACCGUCCAAAAAAGUAGUAACUGAUGAUAAGAUAAGGGACGACUCAAUAACAAAAAAAACAGCAGAACUAGAAGAAACUGUUAAUGAAAUGCAAUCAACACUUAAAAUAUUACAAGAAAGUGUGGACUCACUAACAAAUGAGGUCCGCCGACUAAAGAGGAAAAAAAGACUGAAUUGAAGACGUGUUUAUUCAAAUUUAUAGGCUAGAGAAAAUUAUUUUCAUAACUGUGGUAUAUAUAGCAUUGUUUAUUACUCAAAUCAGUUUAAAACAUUGCUGUUUUGAGUAUUGUCCAGUUUAACGAUUGUAUUCAUCUGUAUCAAAAGGUUUUAAACAUUUUUUUAAAUAUAUAUUACGUGACGAUCAUGUAAAAUUGAUCAGUGAUUAAGAUGUUUUUAUGGUCACUAUAGUCUUGAUGAAACUCAUGAACUAAUGCCUGAAAUUGUAUAGAUAAGUUAUUCAUUUUGUUUGAUGUCUAGUUGUGCUUAUGAAGUUAUUAAUGAUAAUCAUUCUUUUCCCAAAUCUAAGAUUUACCAUUACUUUGAAAACUUAGUGGCAUCAGUAUUUGGAAAAAAUUUAAAAUCAAUUGGUCGAAAAUAUCAUAGUGUAACUAAUACAUACAAUACAUACAUUGUGUACCCUAAUGAAUUAUGGGUGUAAAGAGGAAUUUGUAAUGCUGUUUUUAAAUUUAGUAUCUCAUUUAGCAUAUCUGUUUUCAAUAUCUGUUGGCUUAUAUAAUAACACAAAAAAAAAUAGUGAAAUGUAUAUUUCACCUUUUAUAUACAGUACAAGGCUCUCUUCAAUAUUAUUAUUUCAAUAAUAAAAUAAAUUAGAGAUAAAAAUUGGUCUAGAAGGGGAAAAAAAGGCUAAUAAGAAAAUGAAUGAAAAACAUGGAGAACAAUCCGGAAAAAUGUUUUGUUAGUUUUCAACUUACCUAAUAAUACUGGUUCUUUAAUGAGUGUAUUUAUAAAAAAGACAUUUCUAACCAACAUUUUUUACGCAAACCCUAAUAAUCGCUCUCCAGCACGCACUGCUGUAAACAAUAAUUAUUAUGCUAAAUGAGAUAUCAAUUGAGAUAUUAUAAAGGUCCAUUUACAUUGGUCAGUUUACUGUGACAAUCAUCUGUGAUUUGUUCUUUAUGGGUGUUUUAUGACAUCAUAAUGUAAAGAGAUAUUUGUCAGAAAAAACUUGGCAUGGGAGAUAGAGUUUAGAAUUUAGAGUGCCGACUAGGCAAUGGGAAACUGGCUGUAUCUUCCCACAGAAAAAUGUUGGGCCAUGGCCGUGUAAGUAAAAAUCUGACUUGCCCAAAUUGGCACUAUCAGCAUCACAUGGUAUUUUGCAUAUACAAAGUUAAUUAUCUUUAAAUGCUUAUGGAAUUUCAUAGCUCAGGGAAAAUUGUGUUGGUUAAUUAUGGUAAUAAUACAUUAUUAUUCUUAUUAUUAUUAUUAUACAUAAUGCUUAAAGCCUCUAUGUGCUCAACAUUUUAAAAUAUAGUAUCAGAUUUGGUAAUAACAUUGAAAAAAGAUGAGUUUUAGAAAGUGGCUAAAUAUGCUGAUUGAUUUAGAUAGUUAUAUAUGAUUUUUCAGACCUAAUAAUAGUGAUCAUAAUCAUAAUACUAUAAUUUCAAUGUUUUGGGGGUCUCUGAUUGUUUAAAAUUAAUAAAUGUCCAUAAAUUACUGCCAUUUCGGAACAAUCUAUUUUUAGAAAAUGUUUUUUAAGCAUGCAAAUGAGCAGAUUGAGCUAUGCAAUGUAGACUUAAGAGCUAGUAUUGUAUUGUAGUUGAAUUUUAAAGCAACAGUAGUGUGGCAUUUGCAUAUAAACUAGAACUUAUUUAUUUGAAUUUUGCAUACAGAUGUAUGUUUUUUUUUUCUACUCUUUUAUAACAAAAUAUUUAAUACUGAAAAAACCAGUGGCAGCAUUUUAGAAUGUUUUUUUUUCUGUUUAAUUCAAAUGCAUGAUAUGAAAUAGUUGGCAGAAUUUGCAUCGUCUUUCAGGGAUUGUAUACCCAUCUGUCCUAAUGACAAAAAAAAAAUCAUUUUGCUUACAUUAUUAACAACCUGUUUAAGAAAACUUACGCAAAUUUAAUUGCCUCAAGUAUUAUGUAACAAUGUUCCAUGCCAAGGUUUCAUAGAAUAUGGUUGUCUUUUUUAUUUUAAAGCCCAUGCAGUAGUGUGGUAUUAUAUACAACAUGACAACGUGUGCAUUAGUGCAGAAUCAAGGUAUUCAACAAAAUAAUCUACUUUAUUUUCCACUGAUAGGAAAUUAAACAUCUUUGCCUUUGCAAAUCUUAAUAUUUAUCGUGACUACAAAGAAUAUUUAUCUGGUGAACAUGUUUUAUCACGAAAUAUGUAAAAUCUUAUCUCUGAAUUAAGUUUUUAUCUAUCAGAAAUAAAUAGCAACACCAUAUUUACCUUAUUUGUGAAAAUAAUACUGUCUUACUAUAUGUGAACGUUGUAGAAAUUCAAUAUUGUGGCUUGUUUUAGGGAACUUAAAAUGGUGGGAUUUCUGAGGAAGAAAUUAUUGUUGAUCCAGCUAUAGCUGUGUACAUAUAUUGCCUUGUAGUUAAGAUAACGUCUUUGAGUGAACAUCAAUAAAAUAUUUGUCUGGAGUACUUAAAAUGGAAGUUGGUUCAGAAAGCUUUCAUACGUUUUUAACUGUUCCCUGGUUUUAUGUUAUGUAAAGGACAUGUCCAUACAAUACAUUUCAUUUCAGAAAAAAUAAAGUUUCGUUUAUUA